Aspergillus puulaauensis is the source of this 1374-nucleotide messenger RNA. It is a transcript of the gene rvb1, whose product is annotated as RuvB family ATP-dependent DNA helicase pontin. The record is from RefSeq and is a predicted model, not a curated record. Bases 1 to 1374 code for a protein of 457 amino acids. Gene Ontology annotation, molecular function: DNA helicase activity; ATP hydrolysis activity; ATP binding. Lineage: Eukaryota; Fungi; Ascomycota; Eurotiomycetes; Eurotiales; Aspergillaceae. Gene Ontology annotation, cellular component: Ino80 complex; R2TP complex; NuA4 histone acetyltransferase complex. The transcript is spliced from 4 exons. Gene Ontology annotation, biological process: regulation of transcription by RNA polymerase II; chromatin remodeling; box C/D snoRNP assembly.
AUGGUUCAGAUCAGUGAAGUCAAGGGCAAUUCGCGCGACAACAGAACAGCUGCCCACACACACAUCAAGGGCCUGGGGUUACGUUCGGAUGGAUCUGCAGAGACCUCCGGUGAUGGAUGGGUUGGACAGGCGUCUGCCCGAGAGGCUUCUGGUGUUGUGGUGGACUUGAUUAAGGCGAAGAAAAUGGCAGGCCGGGCUGUACUUCUUGCGGGUGGCCCAGGGACUGGAAAGACUGCUCUUGCGCUGUCUGUGUCUCAGGAGCUGGGGACGAAGGUUCCAUUCUGCCCAAUUGUUGGCAGUGAGAUCUACUCUGCUGAGGUCAAGAAAACUGAAGCCCUUAUGGAGAACUUCCGGAGAGCGAUUGGUCUGCGUGUGCGGGAAACAAAGGAGGUAUACGAAGGUGAAGUCACAGAACUCACACCCCAGGAGGCAGAGAAUCCACUAGGAGGAUAUGGCCGCACAAUCAGCCAUUUGAUUAUUGGGCUGAAGUCCGCAAAGGGAACUAAGAAGCUGCGCCUGGACCCAAGUAUCUACGAAGCCAUCCAAAAAGAGCGCGUCACUGUUGGAGACGUCAUCUACAUCGAAGCGAACACCGGAGCCUGCAAGCGAGUGGGUCGAUCUGACGCUUAUGCGACUGAAUUUGACCUCGAAGCCGAGGAGUACGUUCCGGUGCCAAAGGGCGAGGUUCACAAAAAGAAGGAAAUUGUGCAGGAUGUGACACUGCAUGACCUGGACAUUGCUAACGCUCGGCCGCAAGGAGGCCAAGACGUCAUGAGCAUGAUGGGACAGCUCAUGAAGCCAAAGAAGACCGAGAUCACGGACAAACUGCGGCAGGAGAUCAACAAGGUAGUGAACCGCUACAUCGAUCAGGGUGUUGCAGAGCUGGUUCCCGGUGUCCUAUUCAUUGAUGAAGUCCAUAUGCUGGACAUCGAAUGUUUCACAUAUCUCAACCGAGCCCUAGAAUCCUCGAUAUCCCCCAUUGUCAUCCUCGCCUCAAAUCGCGGCCACACCGUCAUCCGCGGCACCGACGACAUUGCUGCCGCACACGGUAUCCCCCCCGAUCUUCUCGCUCGUCUACUCAUCAUCCCCACCCACCCGUACUCCCCCGACGAAAUUAAGACUAUCAUCCGUCUCCGCGCCAAGACAGAAGGGCUCAACAUCACCGAUCCCGCUCUUGAAAAGGUUUCCGAGCACGGCAGCAAAGUUAGUCUGCGUUAUGCCCUACAACUCCUAACGCCAGCCAGCAUCCUUGCGCGAGUUAAUGGGCGACCUGGAGGAAUUGAGGAGGCAGAUGUGGCUGAAUGCGAGGACCUUUUCCUGGAUGCGAAGCGGAGUGCAGUGAUCGUGAGCCAGGACAGCGAAAAGUUCCUUUAA